CACUCAUCCUGUUCUUCCGGCGUGAUCAAAGCAACGUAUUUCAUCUACCAUCUACCUUAAGCUACAGCAAUCCUGAAAAAAAUCCUACCUUAUAGUUACUUUCUGCUCGAAUUUAAUACAUCUGUUAAGUAGCAUUCAUCUUGACAUCUAAUAACAGCACACCAUGUCAUCCCCCAACCCCGUCGAUGCCCCGCAACAUGUCCUACAGCUCCUCUCCGAACUUCACAAAAAGUCCUUGGAACAGGAAGCCUUGAUCUCCAAGAAUGGCAAAUUUAUCUCGACAGCUGUUCUCGGCAAGCUGGAAGGCAAAGGCCCUGCCGCCAACCCGCAAGCCGAAUUCGAUCAACUCAUGCUCGACAAGUUCAUCGCGCUGGACGAAGACAAAUGCCAGUUUACCUAUCAGCUGAUCAACUCCAUGGGCGCCACCAAUAUCAUAGAGGCAGGCACUAGCUUUGGAGUUAGCACCAUCUACCUUGCUCUGGCUGUCGCAAAGACCACCGCGGCGACAGGCAAGUCUGGCACUGUCAUCGCGACGGAGAAGGAGAAAUCAAAGGCAGAUAUUGCGCGGGGCUACUGGCAUCAGUGCGGUGAGAUUGUGGAGAAACAGAUCGAUCUCAGAGAAGGUGAUCUGCUUGAGACCCUGAAGGAAGGGCUGCCGGAGAUUGAUCUACUCCUUCUUGAUAUCUGGACUCCACUAGCACUUCCUACCCUCAAAACCGUUCUUCCUCGGCUUCGAUACGGUGCGGUGGUUCUUACUGACAACACUGUUUCCGGCGCUCAGGGCUACGCGGAUCUGCUGUCGUUCUUGAGAUCGCCUGAGAAUGGCUUCCGCAAUAUGACGUUGCCUUUCACUAAUGGGUUUGAGAUGAGCGUUUACCUUCCGCAGGGAAAGUGAACAGAGAAGCAGGGUUAUAACAGUGACGAUGAAGCAGAAUGUAUCCAGACCAAACUUGUACAUAGUUGCAUGAGCUCCUUGACUCAGUAAUAGUACAUAUUCACUUGACGCAUCUCAUGAACUCAACACGAAGUCAUGGCCUG
This is a messenger RNA of Aspergillus costaricaensis CBS 115574, 1038 nucleotides long. RefSeq names its product O-methyltransferase. Bases 164 to 895 code for a protein of 243 amino acids. Gene Ontology annotation, molecular function: O-methyltransferase activity. The transcript has 2 exons. The record is from RefSeq and is a predicted model, not a curated record. NCBI's taxonomy places the organism in Eukaryota, Fungi, Ascomycota, Eurotiomycetes, Eurotiales, Aspergillaceae.